Hypanus sabinus (Atlantic stingray) is the source of this 3461-nucleotide messenger RNA. It is a transcript of the gene pigv, whose product is annotated as phosphatidylinositol glycan anchor biosynthesis, class V. Gene Ontology annotation, cellular component: mannosyltransferase complex; endoplasmic reticulum membrane. Gene Ontology annotation, molecular function: GPI mannosyltransferase activity; alpha-1,6-mannosyltransferase activity. Gene Ontology annotation, biological process: GPI anchor biosynthetic process. NCBI's taxonomy places the organism in Eukaryota, Metazoa, Chordata, Chondrichthyes, Myliobatiformes, Dasyatidae. The record is from RefSeq and is a predicted model, not a curated record. The transcript is spliced from 4 exons. The coding region runs from base 1233 to 2726 and encodes 497 amino acids.
AUCGGGGGGAGGCCGAGUUGUGAGCGGCAGCUCCGGAGCAUCGGUCCAGGCCCAGUGGGCGCAGUGUAGGCCGUCGCUCGGCCUCGAACGUCCAACGAAAGAGGCCGCUUCCAGUAGGAAACGGAAGUAUCGCCAUAACGACGGCGUCCCAAAGCGGAGCGAGUUGCCGCGCUGGAGCUCGAGGACCCCCGUACCCGGGGUGGGGGGCGCUAGUCUGAGGGGGAGCCCCGUCCCCGGGGAAGGCCUCCCUGCUGGGGGUGGGAUGUGGAGGUUGUUCCUAUGUGGUACCCUCCCAGUCACCGUCUGAGUCUCCCCUGACCCUUGGGGGCUCACUGGGGUCCUUGAGUUCUGCCCCUGAGUCCCAAAGUACCAACAAUAAUAGAACUUGUAACUCCUGCAACUUGUCGGACCACUCCCCAAACCACAGGCUACCCUCUUAACUCGGCUUCUGAUGAAUGAAUGGCUGCGAGUCCCUCUCAUGGUAUUCACACCCUGUUAGAUCUGCUUUGUUUUCUGCUUCAUGCUCAGCUGCAUUGAGAAUGGCUCUGGAGACUCUACGACUGCAGAGUUCAGUAUCCUGAGCAAACUAUAUUGUACUGUGCCGGGAAUCAAGGAAUUCACUAUUAUUGGGGUGUUGCUCAGUGUGAAUGAUUUCAUUUACCUGGAGGGAUUAGUUUAAUUUUCUUUGAGCAGUCAGGAACCACGGGAGGUUACGUGAAUUGCAGAGGUUGAGAUGUGUGUGGGUGCCGAAUAUUGUUGAGAAUAAUGUUCCCUCUAAUUUGUAAUGACAGUGCACCCAAAAAUCCUGUGCUGCACAAUUUGUUUACCCAGUGACAACAGCACUUUUGCACUGAAUUUUACAUAUAGAGGUAUUCAUUUUAACAACAAUGCCCUCAGUAAAACUUUGCUCUCCUCUGGGUUUGAUCGUUUUUGCUGUCGUUCAUCUGCACUUUCACAAAACAUGGAUAGUGGGUCUGUCGUGGGUAAUGAAAGAUUUAAAAAGCGAAGUUUCCAAAUGUCAGUCCACUCUCCCACUUGCAAGUUCUCCAGCAACUUUUGCAUCGUGACAAUGCACACAGAGUCCGCACUGAUGCUCUUCACUGUUUGCGUUAUUUCUGUUCUGGAAUAUUCCCUGCAGUGCUCUUUAAUUGAGUCUUAAGAAUUAUGAGGUGACAGGAAUUGUCUGCAAGAGGAAUAGUGCUGCAAUCUGAUUGGAUUUUUGCCCCAGGAAAAUGGCGCAAUCUGACCUCCAGUUGGUUGUGCACUUUGCCCUUCUCUCCAGAAUCCUGGCCAUCUUUUUCCAGAUAGUGUUUAAUUCUCUGAUUCCUGACCACAGAGCAGAUGCGUUCCGUGUGCCCCCAUUACACAGUCCAAGCACUGGUGACGAGUUGCUGGAGUUUCUGCUUGGUGGUUUCUCUCGCUGGGACGCACAGCAUUUCCUGUUCAUCGCAGAAUUUGGGUACAUCUACGAACAAAGCUUUGCCUUCUUCCCACUGUUUCCGCUGAGCGUGAGGGCCCUGGCAGAGGCGAUCCUCCGACCACUCGAGCCGUGGCUUAGUCUUGGCAGCCGGCUGCUGCUCGCCUCGAUGCUUCUGAACACCGUGCUCUUCGUGCUCUCUGCGGUCGUUCUCUACCGCCUGGGCCUGGCUGUGCUCCGCGAUCGCAGGCUGGCUGCUGUGUCCAGCCUCCUCUUCUGCCUGAACCCUGCUAGCAUCUUUAUGUCGGCUGCCUAUUCCGAAAGCCUGUUUGCACUGCUGACAUUUAGUGGAAUGCUGCUCCUUGAGAGAGCACAGCCCCUGACCAGCUGCCUUCUCUUUGCCUUGUCUACAGCGGCACGAUCCAACGGGAUUGUAAAUGCAGGGUUUCUGUUUCACUCCCAGCUAAAGCGCUGCCUUUUGUACCUGAGGCCUACACGGAAAGACUGGCACAAGUGCUUGGGCCCAGUCCUCCGAUCGGUACUGUUGGUGACCGGGGGAUUGGUGGUGAUCAUUUUGCCCUUCGCUCUCUUUCAGUAUUAUGGAUACCUGACGUUCUGCAGGUCGACGGUGAACCCCGUUUUGAGCAUUCCUCAACCUCUGCUGCAGCUGGCCACGGAAAAGGGCUACCUUGUGCCAGAUAAGGACAAAGCUGUGCCCAGCUGGUGCCAUCACUGGUACCCCGUUGUAUACUCCUACAUUCAGGAUACCUACUGGAAUGUGGGCUUCAUGAAAUACUACCAGCUCCGGCAGCUUCCCAACUUCCUGCUUGCAUUCCCGAUCGUAUUUCUGGGUGUCUGGGGAGCCCGGCAAUAUAUACUGGUCGAUCCCUGGUAUUGCAUCCGCCUGGGUCUGAUCAACAAAACGCCGAAGGAGGAGAGAGAAGGGGAUGGAAAACCACCGUCUGGCUUCCACAGUCGUGGUGUGUUCGUCUAUGUUGUUCACUCGGCAGCGCUGCUGGCGUUUGGAGUCUGCUUCAUGCACAUCCAGGUUAUCACCAGGUUCCUGGCUUCCGCCUCCCCCGUCCUCUACUGGUUCUCUGCCCACUUGCUGCAGGAAGCAGGGCCUGGGCAGGAUGCUGCUCCCUCACCACAUCCGUACGAGUUUACAGUCAUCCCCAGAAACCACCUCACUGCUCUCCUGCAGGACUGGAAAAGGUGCAGCCUGACUGCACGUUGUGUUCUUGGGUAUUUCAUACUGUACUGGUUUCUUGGCCUUGCUCUGCAUUGUAAUUUUCUCCCUUGGACGUGACCAAUUCCUGCCAUAAAUCCCACCCACACGGUGUUGGUACUCUAUGAUCCUCAGGGCUAGCAAAGAACAGCUUUACUGAAUUCUCUACCAGGUCAACUGUAUAAAUACACCAGGUAGGAGAAUUCAGAGGAGUAGCUUGUCAUGUGUGCUGGGGUGGGGGAUCACCUGAAGAUUCACUACUGACUUUGAACAGCUACAAGGCACGUCACGGGAGUGAAGGGAUGCUUUGAGGAAUGAAGCCCCAGUAACGCUCAAAGGGCAUGCGCUUCAGAUGAGAGCGGGUAAGUUCAAAGGAGAUGUGCGUGGCAAGCUUUCUCUGACUGUGGUGGGUCGCUGGAAUGCCCUGCCGGAUGUGGCAGUGGAGGCAAAUACAGAUUCAUUUGUAUAUAACAUCUGUAAGGAGCCUCCGUACGUGCUCCCCGUGGAAUGCUUGGGUUUUCUCCAGGUGCUGCAGUUUCCUACCAUGGUCCAAAGUCACACCAGUCAGUGGAUUGGAAGAUCCGUGAUUAGGCUAGGGUUAAAUCGGGGGUUGCUGAGUGGCUCAGCUCGAAGGGCCGAUAAAGCAUACAAUGAAAUGUGUCAUUUGUGUCACCAACACAACCCAAGGAUGCCUGGGCAAGGCCCAUAAAUGUCACCACACCUUCUGGUGCCAAUAUGUCCAGCAUAACAAUAGUCCAUGCUCUUAGAUCGGGGGUCGGCAACCUGCGGCUCCCGAGCCAUUUGUGGCUCUUUCAC